Molecule: messenger RNA, 1432 nt
Organism: Sceloporus undulatus (fence lizard)
Lineage: Eukaryota; Metazoa; Chordata; Lepidosauria; Squamata; Phrynosomatidae
Gene: CENPS
Product: centromere protein S
Exons: 6
Coding region: 150-599 (149 amino acids)
Biological process (GO): replication fork processing; resolution of meiotic recombination intermediates
Cellular component (GO): FANCM-MHF complex; Fanconi anaemia nuclear complex
Molecular function (GO): chromatin binding; protein heterodimerization activity
Source: RefSeq, a predicted model, not a curated record
CCCUUGGCCUGCGCUGCGCCCCUCCUUUCAGGAUAGGAGUAAAAGGCGGGAAUUUCGGGCUCCACUUUGUUUGAUUUCCCUCAGGAUGGAAAAGGCCAAGAAGGCGGCCUCCAUGGAGCAGAGGAGGAAGGAGGAGGAAGAGGAGGAGCAUGGGGACCCCGACGUCGCCCAGGGCUACGUGGACCUUUCCCUCUGAGCAUGGGCAGAGUGCCUUUCCCCUCCAGAGGUUGAGAGCCGCUUUCCAUUACACCGUGGCUGGUCUCUGCGAAGAGGUUGGCCAAGACACAGGAAUCCAGUUCAGCAAACAAGCCGUGGCGGCCAUUACGGAGAUCACCUUCAAGCAGUGUGGAAGUUUUGCCAAAGACCUUGAAAUGUUUGCCAAGCAUGCAAAACGGACCACAAUUAAUAUGGAAGACGUAAAGCUUCUGGCUAGAAGGAGCAAUUCAUUGCUGAGGUACAUCACCCAGAAGAGUGAAGAACUUGCUUUGAAUAAUCUGGAACAAAAGGAGAAAAGGAAAAAGAAAACUAAGAAAGGGCGAAGCUCCGAUGAACCGGCAGAACCUGCGGCGGCUGAGAGCGAGGAUUCCAACAUGGCCUAAUAUCUGUCUCUCCCUUUGGCAAUGUCAAGACUGAUUUCCCAUUUUCAUAAUGGAGCAAUGAGGAGGAUGUGGUGCAACCACAGGAUAUCCGUUUGCUGCCUUACUUUGGAACUCUUUGUUGUUUUCAUUAAGUAAGCAAAGCAUGAUUCGAAUAUCAGUUGGGUUUCCUUACAAUAAAUGCUUUCAACAUUUAGUAAAGAAAGACAUACAGAGACUCAAAAGCUAACUCUAAGAAUUUUGGUUGCGACUUAUUAAAGACAAUUGCUAAAAAUUUGUCCAGACUUUAUGUCAUCAUAGAAUAAGGAAACCCAAGAAGGAAGCAUCCGUAAAGUGUAGCCAUUUUCUUCCAGUCGGGAUUGGCUUAGUAAGACUACCUUCAAAAGAAGAGUGUAUGUUUUAAGGAAGUUUCUAGUUUUCUCUCAUAUGGGGAUUCUGCUGAUGAUUUAGAAAACUCCAAGGAUGCAGUUAAUAGGGAUGAUUCAGGUAAUGAUAGUUUCCCCCCUCAAACAUCAUUUCCGCACCAACCCAAUCUUAAUUGGAAAAAAUAGUUAUCUAUUGUGUAUGUUUCCUUAUGAGGUGUAAGUUGUGACAUUCUGUUUAGUUCCACAUAUAUUUGUCGGUCAUAUUUUCUAUAAGCAUCAUCGUCAUUAUUCUUUUGUUCAAUAGUUUGUCCUAACUCCCUUCCAAAAACCACUUUCGCUCCUAAUUAGGCGAUCCACCUCUAUUAUCCUUUUCUCUCUCAGUGGCUGGAAUGGUUGCAGUUGAAUUGCCCUUUGGAUAGUUUAACUGUUUAAUGAAGUUUGAGAAUGAUGAUUAAAAAAGUUCCAAACCUA